This is a messenger RNA of Colletotrichum higginsianum IMI 349063, 1551 nucleotides long. Its product is annotated as Pectate lyase. Gene Ontology annotation, cellular component: extracellular region. Gene Ontology annotation, biological process: pectin catabolic process. The transcript is spliced from 2 exons. Gene Ontology annotation, molecular function: pectate lyase activity. The coding region runs from base 1 to 1551 and encodes 516 amino acids. The record is from RefSeq and is a predicted model, not a curated record. Lineage: Eukaryota; Fungi; Ascomycota; Sordariomycetes; Glomerellales; Glomerellaceae.
AUGGCUUCCCGCUUGGUCCUCUACUCCCUUGCCGCGCUGGCUGCCGCGAACCCCAUCUACCAUCCAGGUAGCGACGACCGUCUGGCCCGCCGACACAUCGGGGGCGUCGGACACCUCGCCCGCGCCGUCCUGUCUCCCCAGCAAGCCCGCAACGUCCACGUCGAUGGCCCGGCCCGUGUCGAGGUCCGAUACGCCAGGGACGACGAUGAUGACAAGGACGACGUUGACGACAAGGACGACGUCGACGACAAGGAUGACGUGAACGACAAGGACGACUGCAACGACCUGGACGACAAGAACGACCCGGAGUGCGCCAACGCUCCCGGGACCGGCGCCGGAGGCGGCGUCGGAGCCAACGCUGAGAAGCCCAAGGACGGGUCCACGGACAAGUCCAAGGACAAGUCCAAGGAUAAGUCCAAGGAUAAGUCCAAGGAUAAGUCCAAGGACAAGAACAAGGACAAGAACAAGGAGAAGGAGACUGGCUCCGGCUCCGGCUCCGGCUCCGGCUCUGGCUCCGACAAGAAGAAGGAGAAGGAGACUGGCUCUGGCUCUGGAUCCGGCUCCGGCUCUGGCUCUGGCUCUGGCUCCGACAAGAAGAAGGAGAAGGAGACUGGCUCUGGCUCCGGCUCCGGCUCCGGCUCUGGCUCCGGCUCUGGCUCCGGCUCUGGCUCCGGCUCUGGCUCCGGCUCUGGCUCCGGCUCUGGCUCCGGCUCUGGCUCCGGCUCUGGCUCCGACUAUGAGCCCGGCUCCGGCUCCGGCUCUGGCUCUGGUGGCUCUGGUGGCGGCAGCUCUGGAGGCGGUAGCUCCGGCGGCGGCAACGGCACGGUUCCCAUUGGCGGCGGCGGCUCCGGCUCCGGCGGCUCCGGCGGCUCUGGCGGCGGCCUUCAGAAGACUUUCCCUACCCCCGCCGGCACCGAGAACCUCGCCGAGGCCAUGGCCGUUACUGGCACCUUCGACGGCGGCAUGAAGCUCUACGACCGCGUUCCCAGCACCUGCACCGGCGGCGAGGGCGGCCAGAAGGAUGCGGCUUUCAUUCUCGCUGACGGCGCCACUCUCAGCAACGUCAUCAUCGGAGGCGGUGCCGGCGAGGGUGUCCAGUGCGAGGGCAGCUGCAACUUGGUCAACGUCUGGUGGGACAAGGUCUGCGAGGACGGCGCCACCUUCCGCCAGACGGGCGGCACCUCCACGGUCAAGGGCGGCGGCGCGCGCGACGCCUCGGACAAGCUCUUCCAGCACAACGGCGGCGGCACCCUCGAGGUCUCCGACUUCUACGGCAGCAACAUCGGACAGUUCUGGCGCUCGUGCGGCAACUGCAAGUCCCAGGUCGCCCGCACCGCCAUCUUCAACAACAUCUAUGUCGACGGCGGCAAGACCAUCGCCCACUACAACGGCAACCUCGGCGACAAGGUCACCAUCAACGGCGCCUGCGUGCUCGGCGGCGCCACCGUCUGCAAGAACUCCAAGGGCGUCACCGGCGGCGGCGAGCCCGGCAGCGCCGAGAACGACCCCACGCUCUGUGUGGAGACCGGUGUCCAGACUUCUGGCUGCUAA